Messenger RNA from Schizosaccharomyces japonicus yFS275, 2473 nucleotides. RefSeq lists its product as hypothetical. The coding region runs from base 406 to 777 and encodes 123 amino acids. The transcript has a single exon. The record is from RefSeq and is a predicted model, not a curated record. Lineage: Eukaryota; Fungi; Ascomycota; Schizosaccharomycetes; Schizosaccharomycetales; Schizosaccharomycetaceae.
GAGGGUGCCUGUAGUACUGGGUUACUAACCUGUCACAACGCAUCUUAUGUUCCAGCGGUGAAGACAUAAGGUGACACAAUUUUUACGUUACUAACCCGAUACUUGUUCAUUUAGAAGGUUAGAACAACCUUCUUGUCUUUUAAGUUUUAGUGCGAGAACUGGUUACGUUUUUCUGUGAAUGAAACUUUUGAGCAAGUUUUGAAGUGACGCUAUAUGCGAACGACGACAUAGUACAAGAUAAAGAAGGCUAUAGACCUUCCAGGAAUUGUCCACAGCGAUUUACCGUAGAUUUGUACCAGUCUUUCCGUCUAAAUGAUAUCUUGGAAAGCCUCGUUUAGGAUUGUCUAAACACUUCAUAAAAACACGCAUCUUUUAUUGUGAAAUUGUCAACAUACUAUCGCCUCUAUGAGUUUUCCAAGUGCUCUGAUUGUCGAUGCUGCCUUUAACGAGGUACUUGCAUCAUUUGGAUUGUACGAUAAUGUCGAAGAACGCUUUGAAAAAGCUUGGUCAGCUCUUCGGCAACCUCUAGCGGUUCCAAAGGUCACGAGGGAGAAAAGUCGGCCUGUCCCAGAGGUUCCAGCCUUUGAAACUGUCUUCUACUAUGCUAACAGAGAACCGAUUCCCACCCGACCGGUUUCGAAGCCGCCACUAAGUCUACACUCUAUUGCCUUAAAAUCCAUAGCAUUGAAUUCACGUGCGAGACCUCCACUACGUCCGGGACGUGUCUUUUUACGGCGUAAUUGGAUUGCAGUGAAAACUUGGAUGACAGACAAUUAAGUACCUUGCAGGUUAUGAAGCACAAGCUGGAAUGACGAGAAGAGAAUCAACAAGCUUUAGCAAUUUUGACCGCUACAAUGUUCGGUGUAACUUCGUCAGAUUACUUUUCAUUAAUAAUUCUACAAGAAAAUAGUGACUGACACGAAAGAGUCAAAUCGGAAAGGAGAAUACACAAGAGAGUCUGUGAUUAGACUCUCUAACUCCAUCAUGAGUGGGGUUAUCGCUCCCCUUAACAAAACCCCUUGGUGUUUCUUCUUAGACAUACAUUUCAAAAGCUUGAUUGCAACUGACACGGACCAAAUUGUUCAUGUCGCCUGUCCACAAUCAUAGCUCGCCUCCGUUAUGAGCAUACACACGGUCAUCUUUCCCUUCAACCUCCUUCUGUAUACUGUCAGAAAUGGAGAUCUGUUUGCGAAUCACGGUGCUGUUCGUGCGCAACUUCGCAUCAAACAUUUCAGCCUCCGGUUGGCGAUGAGAGCUUCCUAAGCGGUCAAACAGUGUGAAGAACUGACCGUAAUUGUAAUUAAAAUACAUGUGGUGCACUGCAUGGUGAGCAGAGCCGUUAACAAUGGCGUUAUUUGACAGAUACUCUCCAUCAUGAAUGAGUACAGUCCACAAAUUGACAAAACCAAACAGGAAAAGGUAAAGGUACUUGUUUAAGGGAAACAAGAACGGGAAAAUAUGAUACGGCAAAGACUGUGCGUAUCCAUCCAGAAAGUUGAAUGCAUGAGAUGAGAAAGGAGUAGGAAUCACCCAUUUAUGAUGUAACUUAUGCAAGGGAGCAUACAGAAGACGGUGAUGAAGCGCUCUAUGGAUCCAGUAAAUGGCAAAAUCCGAGAACAGCAGGAACAUAACUACUGAACAAAUCAAAUACGUGUAUCCGUAUUCAUCCAGCCUGUCGUAACACUGUGAAUAACCAUGGAUUUCGGCCAAAAACCAGGGGAACGUUAGCAGAGCCAUUCCGGGCAAGUUGAGGAGUGCCGUUUUAAUCUCGAGCCAUUCCUGAUUUUUCAAAAACUUGGGAUGUCGAUGUGCUUCUUCGCGUUCAAAGUACGUGAAGUAUGAAAAGGACGCUGUUCCUAAGUACAUGAUAGUGCCCAUAAUCCAAGUGAUCAAAAACAGCUCUAUGCCCUGACGAAUUACAUUGUUACUGUUGGUAAAGAUAGAAGCAAUCUGCUUCUGCAGACCGGGGCCGGCUACUGAAGUUAACCAGCUUAAACGGCCUCCAUAAGUGUAAUACAAGUCUGACAACCUGUCCGAAAUAUGACUGUCGACAAAUUCCAGUACGCGGUCCAUAAUUAAAAUAAACUAGAAUGAACUAGUACACAGAAUACGUUUUCGGUUUCCGAUAUUUCUGUAAGACAAAAAGAGCGGAAAUAUUCGAAUUGACAGCGAACGCUAAGAUAUUUACGGUUGGGUAUGGAACAAAAUCAAUCCGUCGCGUGGCAUCUGCCACAUUCAAUCGUACCAUUAGUGGAUGUAAUAGUUAUGAAACUGUAUGUUGUAAGAGGCAACUGUCCAUUCGAUUCUUUCCAACGAUUCCGGUGGCGACGUAAGUAAUACCGCACAGCAAAUUACAGUUUAUCAGAUGCGAAAUUGUAGCGAUGAUAUCGCAUCUGAUACGACUGUUUGCUGUGUGGUAAAUCCGAGUGGGCAAAACAGAAGUUUGAGCGACUUCGAGUUGAGAUGCUGGGAA